Molecule: messenger RNA, 2029 nt
Organism: Ictidomys tridecemlineatus (thirteen-lined ground squirrel)
Lineage: Eukaryota; Metazoa; Chordata; Mammalia; Rodentia; Sciuridae
Source: RefSeq, a predicted model, not a curated record
GUGCUCGGCGGAGCCCGCGGGCCUGCCCUGGCGGACUGGGCCACCUCUCCUGCCCUCCCCCGACUGGCUUUCUUUUUCCCAGCACUGCAGAAGGAUCUGGAUAAGAAACUCUUUGGACAGCAUCUUGCAAAGAAAGUGAUUUUAAACGCUGUGUCUGGUUUCCUGAGCAACCCGAGGCCCAAGAAACCUCUCACGCUCUCCUUGCACGGGUGGACCGGCACCGGGAAAAAUUUUGUCAGCAAGAUCAUCGCCGAGAAUAUUUACGAGGGCGGUCUGAACAGUGACUAUGUCCACCUGUUUGUGGCCACGCUGCAUUUCCCCCACGCCUCGAACAUCACCCUGUAUAAGGACCAGUUACAGCUGUGGAUCCGAGGCAACGUGAGUGCCUGUGCGAGGUCCAUCUUCAUCUUUGAUGAGAUGGACAAGAUGCACGCUGGCCUCAUAGAUGCCAUCAAGCCUUUCCUGGACUAUUACGAUGUGGUGGAUGAGGUCUCCUACCAGAAGGCCAUCUUCAUAUUCCUCAGCAAUGCUGGAGCAGAGAGGAUCACAGAUGUGGCUUUGGAUUUCUGGAGAAGAGGGAAGCAGAGGGAGGAAAUCAAGCUCAAGGACAUGGAGCACGCCUUGUCUGUGUCUGUCUUCAACAACAGGAACAGUGGUUUCUGGCACAGCAGUCUGAUUGACCGAAACCUCAUUGAUUAUUUUGUCCCCUUCCUGCCCUUGGAAUACAAACACCUGAAGAUGUGCAUCAGGGUCGAGAUGCAGGCCCGUGGCUAUGAGGUUGACGAGGACAUCAUCAGCAGAGUGGCUGAAGAGAUGACCUUUUUCCCCAAGGAGGAACGCGUUUUCUCUGACAAGGGCUGCAAGACGGUGCACACCAAGCUGGACUAUUACCUUGAUGACUGACGGCCCACACCAGGCUUUGAGAGGAACUCAACACUCAGUCUGCCCCUGCUCCUUUCCAGGGAAGAGGAAUCAAAUGGAUAUUUCCAGGAGUGCAGCAGGAAUUCUGGGCCUAUUCCCUCCCUGGAAGGCCACAGUGCCCUACCUUCAGAACCCGGAUAUGGACAGGAGGUGUCUGGGGCCUUCAGAGGAGAAAACUGCAGCUCCCAGCCCACCCACUCUGGGGCUCGUGAUUUUUUAAAAAUUAUGUUUUAAUUUCACUUAUUUCUGUUUCAAGGAACGAUAAAUAAGUUUUACUGAAAAUGUGAUAACUUUAUUUAAGAUGGUUUUUAACAUUAUGAGAAACUUUUUUCAGAUUCUAAGUUUUUGGCUUUGUGUGAUUUUUUUCAAAUCCUCAUCAUUACAAACCGUCAUGUCUACCGCAUUAAGGCUGAGCAUGGUCCUUGGCAUCUGUUCUGUGGGAUGGCAGUACAGGGGACACCAGCGCUAUCCCGGGAUGACCAGAACCAGCCCCACCAGGGCCAGGAAGUGUGCAGACAGAAGGAGGAGUACAGCAGAGGACCCAGGCCGGUCCGUGGUAAGCCCGACGUCCUCCUGGGGCUUUCAGCUGGGAGCAGUGGGGACAGUGGGCGCUAUGGGGACGAGCUUGGUCAUACUGUGUGCACGCGUCAGAACUUGAAUCUUUUGAAAGAAACAUCCAGAGCCUGGCACACCUGCCCGCCAUCCCAGGUUGAAGAGGGAGGAUCAGAAGUCUGAGGCCAGCCUCAGCAGGAGAGUGAGGCCAGAGGAGACUUAGUGAGGACAGUAGUGAGACCCGCCACGGGAGGAGAGCUGGGAUGCAGCUCAGUGUGGCAAAGCGCCCAUGACAAUCCACCCCACCCCAAAAAAGGGAAGAAAAGGACCCUCCAGCUCCCCACUUGCCAGCCCCGCUACGUCUCCAAACGAGCCGCGCUUCCUCUGCGGGUUCUUCAGUUGUGAUGGAUUUUGCCAUAUUCUUUUUAAGAACUCCCUCAUGGUCACUAGUUUUGUUAUGUUGAAUGAGAACUCCCCACAUCUAGGAGAGCUUAGCUGCCCCUCUGAGAAGGCCAAGAAUACUGUUAUCUAUAAAUGCUACCAUUUUACAACAGAA